AUGAGCUCCAGUGCCCACCAGGUGUCCGCCAGUGCCCCAAGCAAGUUGGGACGCUACGCUGAUACGCCACGACGUCAGGUGCCCAGGCGGCCACUGUUGCUGCUCGUGCGGCCUUCCCCUGUCAACAUCGCCCUUCCCACCACCACAACACGAGCAUCUCUAGCCCACCGCCCACCACGACUUGGCCCGAGACACACGCGGACACACGGACACACGGACACGUCCUGCAUGUCGACGCACGAGAGCACGCGCUCCGAGUCAAAACCGACUGUCCUCGCAGAGGAAGAUGCGAGCGGCCCGCGCCGCGUAGAGAGCAUGGAGAAGGAGGAGACGGGUGUCGACGGUGUCGAGGGAGUCGAGGGAGUCGGAUCCGGAGCUGUAGAAGCAUCGGGAGCUGUGCCAGCAGCAACAGAGCCGGCAGAGUCGGCAGAGUCGGCAGAACCCACAGACACCGAACCAGCACCAAAACCGUUUGACCCCUUUGACGAUCCCGAAGGACUGGGCGAUGAUGACAAUGAUGACGACAACCACGACAACGACCACAACAUUGAAGCCUCCGUCGCCACGCUCAAGCCGCCGCGGACACCCCUCGCCGGCCUGUCGCUGGCCCCCUCGUCGGCGACCUCGACCUACAUCGACCCCACGCCCGCCACGCCCAUGACCUCCCACCCGCCGUCGCGGUCGACGUCCCAUGCCGCGUCCCAGCGCUCGCCUCAGCGCUCGCCACCGCGGUCACCCACGCGGUCACCCACGCAGUCCGAGGCGGCCGACACCGACGGCGAGGACCGUCGGUACCUCAGCGACGACGACGCCGGCCAUCCCGGUGGCGCCGCGACGCGCCGCUCCGAGAUCCAGACCAUUAUGGAGCAGUUCAGCGGCGACGGCGGCGGGCCCGGCGAAGACGAGGUCAUGAGCCCGCGGCUCGAGAUUGCGGCGCCCAUGCUGGCGCCUCCGCUGUCGGUGUCGUCGGCGGCCGCAGCAGGCGGCGUUGGCGUGGGCGUUGGCGUGGGCGUUGGCGGCAGCCACCCGCCGCGCAAGUCGAGCCUGGAACCGCUGGCGCCGGGGCUGGCGCAGCACAUCAAAGAGAGCGUGAAGGCGAUGCCGGGCGACGGGGGGGCGGAGGAGGGGGCGGAGGAGGGUGGCGAGGACGGGGAGGCCAGCGCGACAACGAGCGGCGGAGGCAUCGACAAGGGCAAGGGCGAGGACCGCGGACCGCCGGUGCCGCCCAAGGACAGCGAGGACAGCAUGGACGGCACCAUGGAGGGUGCGGAGGCACGGGCCACCUCCGACAACAACGGCCCCAUGUCCCCCACCGUGUCGCUCCACCGUCCACCGCCGCCGGCCCCCGAGCCCGAGCCGAGCCUGCCCUUUGACUUCCACCGCUUCCUCGAGCAGCUGCGGCACAAAAAGGCCGACCCGGUCGCGCGCUAUCUCAAGUCGUUUCUGGCCGAGUUUGCCAAGAAGCAGUGGAUGGUGCACGAGCAGGUCAAGAUCAUCAGCGACUUUCUGGCCUUUAUCGCCGACAAGAUGGCCGUCUGCGAGGUCUGGCGCGACCUGUCGGACGCCGCGUUCGACAACGCCCGCGAGGGCAUGGAGAAGCUCGUCAUGAACCGCCUGUACUCGCAGACCUUCUCGCCGGCCAUCCCGCCGCCCCAGCCCAUCCCCGGCGCGCGGCCCAAGCGCCGCGGCGGCGAGCGGCCCAUGGGGCCCGGGCGCCGCGGCCAGCACCAGGAAGACGUCGAGCGCGACGAGGUGCUGUCGCAGAAAAUCACAAUCUACGGCUGGGUGCGCGAGCGCCACCUCGACAUUGCGCCCGUCGCGGCCGAAGAGAGCGGCCGGCGGUUCCUGCGCCUGGCCCAGCAGGAGCUGCUCAAGAUCAAGACGUACCGCGCGCCGCGCGACAAGAUCAUCUGCGUGCUCAACUGCUGCAAGGUCAUCUUCGGGCUCCUCAAGCACAACAAGGCCGACGAGUCCGCCGACGCCUUCAUGCCCCUGCUCAUCUACGUCGUGCUGCAGGCCAACCCGGACCACCUCGUGUCCAACGUCCAGUACAUCCUGCGCUUCCGCCACCAGGACAAGCUGGCCGGCGAGGCCGGCUACUACCUGUCGUCGCUCAUGGGCGCCGUCCAGUUUAUCGAAAACAUGGACCGCACCACCCUCACCAUCACCGACGCCGAGUUCGAGGCCAACGUCGAGGCCGCCGUCUCUGCCAUUGCCGAGAAGCACCGCGCGGCGUCGCCGCCGCUGCCCAUUCCGCCCGAGGGCGACGGCGACGACGAAAAGACCGCGGGGCACAAGGCGGCCGGCGCUUCGUUGCAACCGGGCGACCCGUCGGGAGCGGGCCCGUCGGCACGCACGUCGGCCGAUGUGGACCGGCCGAGGACGCCACGAACGGCGAGGCCACGGGAGGGGAUCGAGGGAGGCGGUGACAAAGCAGACGCUGGAGAUGGUGACGAUGGAGAUGCCGACGACGGAGAUGCCGACGACGGCGAAAGAGACGCCAUCACCGGUCUGCUGCGCACCAUCCAGCGCCCGCUGAGCACGAUUGGCCGCCUGUUUGCCGAGGACCCGGCGUCGCCGACCGACGGCGCCGCCCACCCACGCGGCCGGAGUCCGGGCCGAGACGCCGAGGGCGGCGACCCGGCCACUGCCACUGCCACGGCCACGGCCACGGCCACACGCAGGCAGGCCCUCUCCGCCGAAGAGGCCGCGGCGCGCCAGGCCAGCGCCGAGACCGCCGAGGCCCAGCGCCUGCACCGCGUCGAGCACGCCAACAUUGUCGAGACGCUGGCCGGCAUGUUUCCCGACCUGGACCGCGACAUCAUCAGCGACGUCGUCUACCAGAAGGAGGGGCGGGUCGGCCUUGCCGUGGACGCGUGUCUCGCGCUGUCGCAGUAA
Messenger RNA from Sporothrix brasiliensis 5110, 2898 nucleotides. Its product is annotated as guanine nucleotide exchange factor. The record is from RefSeq and is a predicted model, not a curated record. NCBI's taxonomy places the organism in Eukaryota, Fungi, Ascomycota, Sordariomycetes, Ophiostomatales, Ophiostomataceae. Gene Ontology annotation, molecular function: small GTPase binding; ubiquitin binding; guanyl-nucleotide exchange factor activity. The transcript is spliced from 3 exons. The coding region runs from base 1 to 2898 and encodes 965 amino acids. Gene Ontology annotation, biological process: vesicle-mediated transport. Gene Ontology annotation, cellular component: cytosol; endocytic vesicle.